This is a messenger RNA of Monodelphis domestica (gray short-tailed opossum), 7369 nucleotides long. It is a transcript of the gene PLEKHH1, whose product is annotated as pleckstrin homology, MyTH4 and FERM domain containing H1. Gene Ontology annotation, cellular component: cytoskeleton. Lineage: Eukaryota; Metazoa; Chordata; Mammalia; Didelphimorphia; Didelphidae. The record is from RefSeq and is a predicted model, not a curated record.
UCAGUCUAGAAGGUUGGCUUUCCAGAAGCACCAGGAUACUACCAUUCCCUCCUCCCAGAUCCAAAAUUCAAAAAAAGGAAGGUAUAGAUAUAUAGAAGAUAUAUAUGUGUAUGUAAAAAUAUAUGCCAUGUAGAUCGAGCACCAGAUAAAUUAAAGCUGUUCCCCAAGAUGGGUUAGUCAUUGGAAGCAAAGGAAAGUUCUCCGGGCUCUUCAGGAUGUCAUGUAGCUUAAAGUAGUCUCCCUAUUUUAUCUUGGUACAUGAGUGCCAGCCAGGAAGACAUCCACCCACUCUCCUGUUACCCCUCGGCGCCUCCAACUCCUCUCCUAUCUUGGCCCCCCAUAUGCCUAGUGGUACAAAGAGUUAAAAGGCUGGUACUUGCUGAGAUCACUUCCUGUGCUUCUUUAGGAGGGCUGACUCUGAUAUUUGAGCCAAGAGCUCUCCCUUUAAGGAAUCGGGAGGGGGAGAGGAGGGAGAAGAGCCAGGGAGCGAGAGGCAGAGAGAAAAGAAGGGGGAGGAGACUGAAUGGGAAAGUAUUGAAUGGAGAAAAAAAGACACUUUGCCGCGGUGAACUUAGUCCUAGGAUAGCACUCUCCCUGCCCCUUCAUUUCCACUUGGGGGUACCCACCCCAUCACUGACUGGAGAAAAGAGCAGAAGGAGGGGAGGGUGCAUGCAGUUCAUGAGUGCGACAAGCCGGGUACAAGAGGUCCGCGGCAGCCUGGCUCCGAAGGUGAUUUUCGGCGGUGUUGCCGCUCGUAAGCCGGUAAACUUCCUCGAAGCAGAGAGCGGGGUUCCUUGGCACCCCUUUCCAUUGUAGAAGAUAGGAGUGUUAACAUUUACCAUGUCGGAAAUUGAGGUGGAAAAUGGGACAUGUGUGAACUGGCAGAAACGUUGCCUUGCCCUGGAGACCCAGCUGUUUCGGUUCCGUCUUCAGGCCAGCAAGAUUCGGAAGCUACUGGCUGACAAGAUGCAAGAGUUGGAGCAAAGGCUCUUGGAAGCUGAGCACAGAGCAGAAGAUGCAGAAACUCAGGUGGGUGCAAUGGAGGAGAAGAUCAGACUGGUCAGUGUAAAGAGCAUGGAGCCUGAAGGCAACCUGCACCAAAAGUACCAGGAGCUACUAGAGACCAUUCGAGGAAAAGAGGAGAUCAUUAGCCAACUGCAGGUGCAAGUGGAGAAGCAGAAGCUGCUAAGAGUUCAGGAUGCAAAGACGGUUCAAGAGAAAGCCGCUAAGAUCAAGGAGUGGGUGACCAUGAAGUUAGGAGAGCUUGAGACGGAGAAUCGACACUUGAAAAACUAUAAUCAGCACCUACUGGGGCAAGUGAGGGCACUUCAAGAGGCCCUGGGAGAUCUCUCCAUGGUGCUACCAGGGGAAUUGCUGUGGUCCUUUCAGGGAAAGUCAAAGAAUUCUGUGGUUUCAGAGAUAAGUACCUAUCAUGAAAGUCGGAGAGGAGCUGUGGAAGGCAGACCAUCUGGAGACAAUGCUUCCCAGGCUCACAGUACCUUGAGAGCAACCAUCUCCUUCCCUUCUCCAGGAACCCAGCAGGACAAAGACCUCACUCCUAAAGUAGGCAACACUUUGAAAGGUUCUGGAAUAGUCCUUUGCAGAGAAAUCUCAGAGGCCAAGGCUCCCCAGCUUUCACCUAUGGGAACUCUGAAGCUGCAGAAAUCACCUUACUUGGGUGAAGUUCUAGGUGGUUUCCAGAGAGGGGUGCCCAUUAAGCUGAGGUUCCCAGGCAAGGAAGGGGUCCUUGGCAGCAGUAUGACCCUGCCAAAGUCCCGGGCUUUCCGUAACCCCAGGGACAGCAUCCAACUUGCCAAGCGGCGUUAUAGCCAGCCCCACCUGAGAAAUGGACACUUCAACCACAUGGUGAGCAUUAAAAUUAGUGCUCUCCAGGCCUCCCAGGACCAUAGCCUUCCCAUGAAAGAAACAGACAUUGACCAGAAAAAAAGGAAAGAAUCUGAGAAAAUGGACACAGAGGAGCCCACCUUGGAUAAGAUAGAAGUCAAGGGCAUUGAGUUAAUCUCUAGGUUAAAUGAAGAAAAUCUGGAGAGACCUAGUGCUGGAGAGGUGGAGAUGGGGAAGAAGCCUCCUACACCCCCUCUGCACCGGUUCCCAUCCUGGGAGAGUCGAAUUUAUGCAGUGGCCUCAUCUGGCAUGCAGCUGUCUGAGGUAUCUCCGGAAAAUGAUGCUUCUUCCUGUGCUGCAAGUUCUACCUCCCUCACCUCACCUGGGUCCUUCUACAGGCUUAUCUACAAGAAUUUCCAUGUGCCUGUUUAUACCACAUUGAAGGGGAGAGCCACUCAAAUCAGCACCAUGCCCUUUCUGGAUGAAUCCUCUGGCUCUGAAGAUGACUGCAGCUCCCAAGCUAGUUUCCAAACUUCCAUCACCUGCAUGGAGUCCAGGAAGACCAGUGUACCAGGCAGUCCACGGGCUAUCAAGAGAGGCGUCUCCAUAUCCUCGCUGAGCUCAGAGAGUGACUAUGCUAUUCCCCCUGAUGCCUAUUCCCUGGACAGUGACUACUCAGAACCUGAAUACAAAGUUCAACGGACCUCAAUCUAUUCCAUUGAUGAGCUUGGAUCCUUGGGGGAAUCACUAGAGAAGUCCGGCUACCUACUGAAAAUGGAUAGUAGGGUGAAGACAUGGAAAAGACGUUGGUUUGUUCUAAGACACAGACAAAUCAUGUACUACAAGUCCCCGAGUGAUGUGAUCCGGAAACCACAAGGUCAAGUGGAGCUGAACUCGCACUGCCACAUUGUCCGAAGAGAAGGAGCACAGACAUUUCAGCUCAUCUCUGAGAAGAAAACCUACUACCUGACAGCAGAUUCCCCCAACUUGCUGGAGGAGUGGAUCCGAGUACUCCAAAGCUUGCUGAAAGAGCAGACCAUUGGAUCCCCAGCCCUGCCACAAAGUGGGGCCAAGCCCACUGUGAGAGGCUGGCUGACCAAGGUAAAACAUGGUCAUUCCAAGCUGGUCUGGUGUUCUCUGAUUGGAAAAACCUUCUACUACUAUCGAAGCCAUGAGGACAAGUAUCCUCUGGGCUGCUUACCUGUUCGAGGGGCACGUAUUGAGGAGGUGGAUCGAUCCUGUGACUCAGAUGAAGACUAUGAGGCUGCUGGAGGAAUGAGAAGACUUCUCUCUUCCCACUCUACCCUAGUGAUUCACCCACCAGAACACAGUCCCACCUAUCUUCUCAUUGGUUCUAAGCAUGAGAAGGACACAUGGCUCUACCAUCUCACAGUGGCUGCAGGCAGCAGCAGUGCCAAGGUAGGCACUGCCUAUGAGCAGCUUAUUGGAAAACUGAUGGAUGGAGAGGGGGACCCAGGUUCCCCUUUGUGGAGACACCCCAUGCUGUGCUACAGUAAAGAUGGGCUUUGUGCCUCCCUCACCACACUGCCCUCGGAAGCCCUGCAGACGGAGGCCCUCAAGCUCUUUAAGUCCUGCCAACUGUUCAUCAAUGUACCUGUAGAGGCUGCCUCUGUGGACUAUCAUGUGUCCCUGGCCCAGACAGCUUUGCAGGUGUGCCUGGUUCACCCUGAGCUGCAGAGUGAACUCUACUGCCAACUCAUCAAGCAAACCAGCUGCCACCCCCCACAGAAACAUUCCCUCUUGCAGUGCUGGCAACUCCUGGCUCUGUGUGCUCCCCUUUUUCUGCCUCAGCAUCACUUCCUCUGGUACGUCAAACAGCAGCUCCAGCGCCACGCAGAUCCCAGAAGUGAAACUGGACAAUAUGCAACCUACUGCCAGCGGGCAGUGAAACGGACCUUGAAGGCUGGGGAACGGGAAGCCAAGCCAUCUCGCAUGGAAGUGGUGUCCAUUCUACUCCGCAACCCCUACCACCACUCCCUGCCCUUCAGCAUCCCUGUGCAUUUUGUCAAUGGGACUUACCAGGUGGUAGGUUUUGAUGGCUCCUCUACCGUGGAUGAGUUCCUCCAUCGGCUGAACCAGGAAACAGGAAUGAGAAAGACAUCCUACUCUGGCUUUUCACUCUUCACAGAUGAUCCUUCUGGCAAAGAUCUGGAGCACUGCCUGCAAGGGAGAGUUAAGAUUUGUGAUGCCAUUUCCAAGUGGGAGCAAUCGUUGAGAGAGCUUCAUCCUGGGAAGUCUGAGGGCAGCAACCGGAUUGUGAAGCUGAUUUAUAAGAACAGGCUCUAUUUCCGGCAUCAGGUUAAAGGGGAAACUGAGCAGGAGCGGCUUCUACUUGCCUUCCAGGUCAGCAAUGAGAUCACUGCUGGGAGAUUUCCAGUCAACAAGGAACUGGCUCUUGAGAUGGCUGCAUUGAUGGCCCAGGUAGAAUAUGGGGAUUUGGAGAAGCCUAACCUUCCUGGUCCUGGAGGAACAGCUCCUGCCAAGGCUCAGCAUCUCCUCCAAUUGGUCCUAGAUAGGUUCUACCCCAGGAGAUAUAGAUAUGGUGCCCCAUCUGAACAGCUGAGACACCUGGCAGACACACUGGCCUCAAAAUGGACAACACUGCAAGGCUGUUCCUCAAGUGAGUGCAUCCGUACUUACUUGACCGUGGCUCGAAAGUGGUCGCUAUUUGGUGCUAAACUCUUUGCUGCUCAGACCACCCAGCUCUCUACCAAAGGGAACACUCUGGUGUGGAUUGCUGUGAAUGAAGAUGGCAUCAGUAUCCUGGACCACAACACAAUGCAAAUUCAAGCCACUCACCCCUACUCCCUGGUGAUGACCUUUGGUGGGUAUCAAGAUGAUUUUAUGAUUGUGAUCAGAACUGUUCUUGAUAAGAGUUCUGGUAAAGGCAAAAUUGAGAAGCUGAUCUUCCAGAUGGCACUUCCUAAGAUUGCAGAGGUGACUUUCAUGAUGGCCAGUUAUAUGAACCACUGCUCCACAGUCUCACCCUCAUCUACAAAUACAUUAUACCCUCAAGAAGUGGAUGAAAAACAGUUCCUUGCUUCUGCCUCACAUAGUAGCAAGGGGCCAACACUUAUAUGAAUGUCUUUCCUCUACCUGUUCCCCUAAUAUUUGUGCCUAAAGGACUUGAUGACAUCUUGCUGGGCACCUGCCUCUUCUAUGAGCUAACUCCCUCCUUGCCUUUGUGCCCAUUUCAAAUGCUUACCAAUUCUGCAGGCAGAUGACAAUGUCUCUAACGUCGUUCAGAGUGCUGUGUGUUUCAGGCCUAUGCUUUCCUGACUCUAAACCCAAAUGACAAAGGUCAAGUACCCAAUCUCUUCUCACAAUCAUGGCCUGACUGAAAGCAAUUAGACCCCCAUGAGAAGUCAGGGUUCUGUACACUGACAACAUCCAGAAUCCAGAAUGCUGCCCUUGACAAGGAAAAUACCUUCCAAAUCUUACAUUUUCUCUACAGUCAGGAUUUUAAAUUGGAGUCAUUUUCUCAUACAUUUACUUCAGAUCUGAUGAUACAAACUAACCUCUUCAGAGUUUGUGGCAAAGGCCUAGAGGCUACCACCAAUAGACUUUAUUUUAAGGCUGAUAUGGUAGCAUGAAAUGGGGAAGAAAAAAUGGAUUUCUUCCCUGUUUCUGGAAAGGACCACUAUGCCUUAUUUCCCAACCCAACCUGAGGCAGAAGAGUAGGAACUACAGAGAAGGACAAUGGGUACACCUAAGCUCCAAAAAAGAAAAGAAACACAAUUCCUUACAUAGGAAUGAGUGGAUGUUGUAGUGCCUCGUGUGGCACUAUUAUUCAGCAGUAACAUCAUAUGAUGAUGUCAUUAAUCAUGAUAGGGGACUGAGAUUGCCGUACACUGGACUGUGGGCAAACUUCACUGCCCUACAUUGUCCCAGGGCCCUUACCAGAUUCUCCUCAGGUCUGGCUUUAAUCACUGGACCAAAUGCUUUGAAAAUAAGCAUUCAUUACUGUAGGUUAGGGAUCUAUGCACUGAUUUCUCUCUGGUCUUUGAAGGUCCAAAGGAAUAUAUAACAUGCUUUUUUACUCACUGGAACAUAGACCUUGAGCCUUUUUUAAGUCCUUACCUUCCAACUUGGAACCAAUACUAUGUAUUGUGGCUUCAAUGCAUGAAUUAAAUUAAAUUUAAAUUCUAGAAUAAGUUCUUCCCAACAACAUAACAACUUUUUUCUGGAUGACUUUUACAUCUAUAAAGCAGCCAGUACAAUUUCUGUCCUUAAAGAAUAAAACAUUCCUUCUCUGUCAGGCAGAAGAGCAGUAAGAACUAGACCAGUUAAGGGAUUUGCCCAGGGUCACACUAGCUAGUCUGAGGCCAGAUUUGCACCAGGUCCUCCCAUCUCUGGGCCUGGUUCUCAAUCCACUGAGCCACCUAGCUGCCUAGUAUCUUUAUCUUAAAAGAUGACUAUGAAAGAAAUUUAAAGCUUCCAUCAUUUUUGUUUCCUGUCAUCAACUUCUUACCUCUCCACUGGGAUCAAGGCAAAUGAUCCUUAAAGGUGCCCACACUCCCUCCAAAGCAAAACAAAAGAACUCAUAUUAUUUUCCCAACUUUAGUAAGGCUAGUUUCCUUUCUCAGUUCUGUGACACCCAAGGCUGACUAAACAUUUAUGAGGAGGGCAGAGGUAGCUGCAUGUAAAGUACAAUUUCAUCCAAAGGUCAGGUUUGAACCCUGACAUUGACAUCACUAUUCCUUUCACAAUGCUUAAACUGGACAAAGAUGGAUCUAGUUUCUCUCAGACUCUGGCUCUAUAAAAUCCCCCCAUAUGCUCUAAGCUGGAAAGUGUAUAAUAAUAAACACUUCAAAUAGUGUAUUCAAAUACACUAUAUAAUUUCAUUGCUUUCCUUGUUCCCACCUCUUCCUUUCCCUUAGAAAACGAAGUUCCAUCUGAGAUAUUUUAUUAUAAUUAUCCUUCUGGGGCUGGUGCAGAAGGCAGAGUGUAUUUCCAGUAUUACUUCAUGUCCCCUACCUAGUAGAGCAAACUAGAAUAAUCUUGUCUACAACAGUAAGAAAUUGGUAUUUCCAACAAACACAAAGGAGUUAUUUACUCCCAUUCUAGUUUUGAGAGUUAUUUCCUGCUUUCUCUCCUUGGAGUUUGUCAAUGUUAUGUAGAAUGAAUGAAUUCAUGAACAUUUUUUUUAUUUUAUUUAAUUAGGACAUUUUCCCCUUGGUUACAAGAAUUAUGUUCCUUCCCUCCCCUCCUACCCCCCCCCCAUAACCGAUGCACAAUUCCACUGGGUUUUACAGGUGUCCUGGAUCAAAACCUAUUUCCAUAUUAUUGACGUUUGCACUAGAGUGAUCAUUUAGAGUCUACAGGCCCAAUCAUAUAUCCCCAUCGACCCAUGUGAUCAAGCAGUUGUUUUUCUUCUGUGUUUCUACUCCCACAGUUCUUCCUCUGAAUGUGGAUAGUGUUCUUUCUCAUAAGUCCCUCAGAAUUGUCCUGGAUCACUGCACUGCUGCUAGUAGAGAAAUCUAUUACAUUCGAUUGUACCACA